Messenger RNA from Maudiozyma saulgeensis, 3066 nucleotides. Lineage: Eukaryota; Fungi; Ascomycota; Saccharomycetes; Saccharomycetales; Saccharomycetaceae. The record is from the annotation of a GenBank genome assembly.
AUGCCGAAACCAGGUAAGACUCCAUCGUUUUCAAAUAUAAAUAUGACUGCUACUAGUUCAAUAGUAUCAAAGAGUCCCAAUAAUGAAUCCUUAAGUAAAUGGAAAAUUCCUCAUUAUUAUAAAAGAAAUAAUACAGGUAGUAAUUCAAUAGAUAAUAUACCAACAGAUAAUAGCAAUAUUUUAGAUCAUCGAACUCCCUCAAAUAACAAUUUAUCAAAUAUUUCUGGUAUAUCAACACCUGAUCUUUCACAUCAAACAAAUUCAACUAAUGCAACAGGAAAAUUUGUUAAAUCACCAAAUUUUAAAAAUUUAACAAGUCCCAAAAAAAUGAUGAUGGAUGAAAACUAUAAGAAACAAGUUAGAGCUAAAAAAAAUGGUAAACAUGGUGUUGUAUUCGUAAAUUACACUGUACAGGACGAUCUUGAUAAAGUAAAUGAUUCAACUGUGAACCAAACACCAAUUAGUAAUAACAAUAAUAACGGUCAGGAAAAUUCAAUUGUACAGGAUUAUAAUAAUAGUAAUAAUGGAAUUAUACCGCAACCUGCAUCUCAAGAAUUAUCACAAGAAUUAUUUGAAUCAAAUUUAAUUCCUUCAUUACCUCAAUCUAAACCCAAUUCAAAACAAAAAUCUGCUAGAAAGAGAAUGUUAAAAAUAUUUGGUUCUUCUAAAAAUAAAUUCACUAACAAUAUGAAUGGACUAACUAAUUAUAAUAACAACAAUAACAAUAACAAUAUUAAACAUUCUUCAAUAGAAGGCGCAAAGACAAAAACAAUAUCAUCAUCAUCAUCAUCAACAAGAAAAUCUGUUUCGAAACCAACUCCUUUAAACAGAUCCAUUUCAACUCCAAGUUUACCAACAAAGGAAGAAAUGGUUAUGCCAAGUAAUGCUAAUACAAGCACGUCAUCUACUUCUUCAACAGGUAAGAAAAAAUCAUACGGAUCUUUACUUAAAUAUGGUAAAUUACGUUCAACUACAUCCACAGUAAGUCAACAAUCAAUGAUAGAUGAUGUAUCUUUUGAUGAUAUGAUGAAUGAAAUUGUACCAAAAUCAAAUAACGAUAAUAAUCAUAUGAACAAUAAAAAGGCUCCAAGGAAAAAGAAAAACACUUAUUCAAAUUUAUCCUCAUCUUAUUUAAAUGAUCCAGAAAUGAAUACAAAUAUUGCCUCUAUGCCUGUAUUCAAUACAAGUAUGGAUGCAGGGAAAGCAAUGGAAAUGGCAAUGGCAGAACAACAAAAGAUGAUUGAAUUUAAUUUUCAAAAUAAAAUGAUGAUGAAUAACAACCAUUCUACACCAAGCUUGAAUCAAUCACAUAUCAAUAAUGACAACAAUAAUCAUAAUAUUAGUGAUAACCACCAACUAAACACAGUUUAUUCUUCUACAGCAUCCUCACACUUACCGAAUAAUACAAAUAGUGAUACAAGUAACGUUUCUCCAAACUCAAAUGUGGUGGGACUUGGUAUAAGCCCAUCUCAAUACUCUCCAAAUGUUAAACAUGAGGAUAAUGAUGCAUCUAUCGCGUUCAGCAAGAUGUUCACUAAUAAGAAGAGAGCUAGUACAAUGGAUUCCAUAUCUAAUGCAACUAAUAAGAUUAAACCAAUUGGACCCAAUUCUGGUAACAAAGAUAUAAACACAGGUUUAUCAUCCAUGAACAAUAUUUAUUCUCCGAUGAGAACAGUGUCUCCAGCAAGACAAAGAUCUUCCACAAGAGGAUCAUCCACAUAUCGUCUCUCUAGAGAUGUAUCUUCAUUGACAAGCGUUCCGGAUGGGCCCGAAAACAACUAUUUAGAUACUCAACAAUAUAAUCAAAAGGUACCUGUUAGUAACAACGGCAGUGUUGGUAGUAACAACAAUAACAACAGAGCUGGCCAUAGGAAAAAACAAGAAUCUAUAUCCGAAAUAUAUAGACAACAACAAUACAUGAUCAAUAAUACUGUAGGAACACCAUCUACUAACAUUCCAUUUGUGACACCACCUUAUUUUGCAUCAAACCUUGCCAUUCCUUCAUCCAAUUCAACAUCAUCUACCCCAAGCGUUGGCGAUAUAAGUGCAACAGGUUUGAUACAUACCCAGAAUGGUACCAAUAUCAACCCAAAUAUGUAUAUGAAUCGAAAUUCAUCUACAUAUUUCGAUGUAAAUGGUUCUAUGGACAACAGCCAGAAUAAUGCAAUGAUAGAAUUAUCUGAUAUCCAAACACCACUAGAAAGUAUUCCUGCGAUUGAUACAAUGACAUCCAAUACGACUCCAAUGCAAGGAACUCCAAGUAAUAAUAUUAUUAAACAAAAUAAAAAUAAAAAAUUAGUAAAUUCGAAUAAUAAUAACGAACAUGAAAAUAUGCCGUAUAUGCCUAAUGAUGCAAGUACUGGUAGUAGCAGUGCUUUAGAGUCACUAAUGACCAAUUCGUUAUCUACUACCACAUCACACACAUUAAACAUGGUUCCUACAAAUCCACCAAGUAUGGUUUAUCAAACACAGAACGGUGAACCGUUUACCCUUGUGAAUACUGGUAUUGGUUCUAAUGAUAUAAAUUUGAACCAUUUUGGUGGAGGGAAAGUUCCAAUUCCAACAAACCAAACAAAUAUACCGGCUAAAAAUAUCCCUGGUGGCGCUAAUAUGCCUGAUGAUCAACUAAUACAACAGAUGUAUAUGGAAUUUGAUUUUGAAAAUCCAACAGGAAUGCUGAAUGAACUUCUACGUUCUGGGAAUGCUGGUCACCUAUCGACUUUGAAUACUGCAACAUCGAUCCAGAGCCCUACUUUGACGGCAGUUGCUGGUCCUGCAUCAUCAUCAUCUCCAACGACGAUAGUACCAACAAAUGGCGGUAAUAAUGCAUUUAACCAACACAUGAAUGAACAUGGAAACAGUGCAACGACAAUAAUGAGUGGUAACCCUAUGGUAGGGACUAAUAUGAUGACCAAUAAUACAACAACUGAUGAAAUGGUUCAAUUCAAUUCAAAUACAUUUACUAUUCCUGAUGUAUACGACCAUAACAUGAAUGAGUUCAAUAAUGGACAAACUGUAGUUGACGGAAAUAAUGAUAUGACUGCUGCGUUCUUUUUGGAUAAUUAG